Lolium rigidum is the source of this 1715-nucleotide messenger RNA. Its product is annotated as COBW domain-containing protein 1-like. Lineage: Eukaryota; Viridiplantae; Streptophyta; Magnoliopsida; Poales; Poaceae. The record is from RefSeq and is a predicted model, not a curated record. The transcript is spliced from 10 exons. Gene Ontology annotation, cellular component: cytoplasm. The coding region runs from base 51 to 1151 and encodes 366 amino acids.
CGUAUACGCGAAGCUUGAGCUUUCCCUUUUCUCGUCUCUUGUCGGCGGCCAUGGCAGACGACGACGACUGCCCUCCCCUCGCCGUCGAGCUCCCGCCGCAGGCGAACUUUCCUCGGGCUCCCGCUUCCUCCUCCAAUUCCGUCUCCGCACCGGUCGGCGUUACCGUCAUCACCGGCUACCUCGGCGCCGGCAAGUCCACGUUAGUCAACUACAUUUUGAGUGCGCAACAUGGGAAGAGAAUAGCAGUAAUACUGAAUGAGUUCGGAGAGGAAAUCGGAGUAGAAAGAGCAAUGAUUAAUGAGGGACAAGGUGGUGCCCUUGUCGAGGAGUGGGUGGAGCUAGCAAAUGGAUGCGUUUGUUGCACUGUAAAACACAGCCUGGUUCAAGCACUUGAGCAACUGGUACAGACUAAGGAGAGAAUGGAUCACAUAUUAUUGGAGACAACUGGUUUGGCUGAUCCUGCACCACUUGUAUCCAUUCUCUGGCUGGACGAUCAGUUGGAGUCAUCAAUCAGACUAGACUCUAUUAUUACGGUUAUUGAUGCAAAGAACUUCAGGCAGCAAAUUGACGAACACACAAACUCUUCAUCAUUUCCGGAAGCAUUUCAUCAAAUUGCAUUUGCGGAUGUUGUGAUUUUGAACAAAAUUGAUUUAGUAAAAGACGAUCUCGAGGAUUUGGAAAGGAAAAUUCAUGAUGUCAAUGCUCUUGUUACAGUGGUGCGCUCUGUCCGAUGCCAGGUUGACUUAAAUACAAUAUUUGAUCGACAGGCAUAUGGUGUAAAGAAUUCAUCGCAACUACAGGAGCUUCUGGAGUACAGUAAAUCAGUACCACCAAAUAGUCGUCAUGAUAGCAGUAUUUCCACCCUGUGCAUUUCUGAACAGGAUCCAGUCGACUUGGCUAAGGUGGAAUCAUGGCUUGAAGAUCUUCUUUGGGAGAAGAAGUCUAACAUGGAUAUAUAUCGUUGCAAAGGGGUUUUACAUAUUCAUAAUUCGAAUCAACUUCAUACAUUACAGGCAGUGAGGGAAGUCUAUGAGGUUGUCCCGGCCCGAGAAUGGUCUGAUACGCAAUCUCGCACGAACAAGAUAGUUUUCAUAGGACGUGAUUUGGAUAUCAGUAUUCUUCAAGAUUCAUUCAGUCGCUGCAAGCACUGAUUAUCUAAUGAUUUGCACGACACCAUGGUCACAGGUACUUGUACUUCCAUACCAUCGAAUACUACAUGGAGGCUCACACAGCAUAGGCUUCCAUGUUCAUGAAGUUGCAUUCCAUCGAAAAAUGUUCAGUUGGGGCAAAGCAAUUUUCAGUGCCAAUAUCAAGAGACUAUUCCAACUACUUCCAACUGUUGUUGUAGAAUUCUGUGCCAUCAAAGCGCCUCUCUGGUAUAGUAGUUAAAAAGACAUUCUGCUGAGCAUCUGUAUAUGCUCAACAGCGAACGCAACUGUUUUAAGUUUUGCAGAGGACACAUGUAUAAUCUAAAACGAUGUGGAAGGAUCCUAGUUGUAGUAAUAUUGGAAGUGAUGAACCACAUAGUGGGAGGCCAUGGGCUGAAGAUCCCUUCCAGAAUUGGUGGCCUUUUGGCCACUUGGGGCUGCCAGUGAGCCAGUCUGUACCAUUCAGAGCAGAAUACAUUUAUCUUCUUUUCUUUACUAGAAACAAUACAGCUAGUUGUGGGCUUGUGGGUACUUGGCUCUAUUCUGAGAAAUUUCGAUCUUACAUCA